Molecule: messenger RNA, 2342 nt
Organism: Synchiropus splendidus (mandarinfish)
Lineage: Eukaryota; Metazoa; Chordata; Actinopteri; Syngnathiformes; Callionymidae
Gene: ginm1
Product: glycoprotein integral membrane 1
Exons: 8
Coding region: 68-1123 (351 amino acids)
Source: RefSeq, a predicted model, not a curated record
AUAUUCCCUGGGAAUGUUUACGUCUCAGCUUGUCUCGAGCCAGUGCUAAGCUAACUGAACAGUCGGAAUGGCUCUUAAGCUUGGUCUAUUAUUCCUGUUGGUUGGUGCGAGUCAAUACGCGAAGGCGUCGCCCAACCGACGGAGCACGGAGAAUAUUCUGAUCAACGUGACAGCAGAGACACUGACAGACUCCAACGACCUGCAGAUUGAUCUAAAUGUAUCAGUCGGAGAGGAGCAAAUUUUGGUGAAUGACAUCCCAGUUGAGCUGUCACGAGUCACCAGGUUUAACUGUCAGGCUGUUCUCUUGGACAGCACCAAUGGCAGUAGAGAAUUUGAAAGUGGGGGUGUAGUAUCGACUGUGACGCGAGUCAUGGUGAGCCAAAACAAAUAUGUUGACGCAGAAGAAGUGGUGGCUCUUCAGGUCCUCAGUGAAGUGAUUGAGAUGGAUGGAGAGAAGGUGCAACAGCCAGACAUGUGUGAAGUGAAAAUCCUCCUGAGUCCAGAUUUCCAAAAGCUGGCUCAGUACACAAACAUCUACCCAAUCAGAGACAGCGAGCUCUUUAGCCUCCCGAGGGAGAACGACGUUGUUGUCACGGAUCCUCCCUCCCGGAAAAGAGCGGAGGAUCAAGUGAUGUCACAGACCACCAGCGAUUAUCCGCUGAAACACACGGAGACCACAGAGGAAGAGAUCGCAGCGCCAGGUAAACUCCCAGAGACGCCUCUGCGUAUGGACCCUGAUGUUAUGUAUGACGAGGAUUUUGAUGAACCAAACCACGAGGAUCAAACAAAGGGUCCCAGAAAAGAAUUCGACUCGCCGUACUCUGCUGUGUGUCAGUGGGUUGAAGAAGCAAGAGAGCGCCUGAAGCGCUUCUGCUCUGAGUCACUGCCGCUGUUCUUCCUGAUCAUGUGGGUGGUCGUGAUCGGCGUCGCCGGAUCCGCUGUCAUCGUCAAAAUACUGGACAUCAUCUUCCCUUCGUGUGAACAGAAGCACAUACUCCACCUGAACUCGAUCACCCUCACACCCGAGGAAGAGAAGCACACUCUGCUGGAAAACAUAGAAGUAGAGCCGGAGGAGAAGGAGGAGGAGGAGGAGAAGGAGGAGGAGGAGGAGAAGAAACCAUGAAUAUUAUUUGAAUUUUCUCAUUUGGCCGUGUUUUUCUUGUGAUCAUUUCUGAAACCUUUCCUUGUUUCGCUUCACUGUCAAAGUACACGGUCCACUCUCUUUUACCUGGCGGUGUAGUUCCCUUACAUUUGGUUGUGACCCAAGCAAAAGCAAUAUUUUUGGGGCUGCAUUUCUAAAAUUGCCUGUAAAAUUACCGACAUCUCUGCCAUGUGUCAUCACCUACUGUAUAUUAUCACCCAAAGCCCCACACAUUUAAGAAAAAAAACCCUGCAAUAAUUCAUCCGAAAAGCACUUUUAAAAAUAGCCCACAUCUCAGUCAUUUUGAAAUGCCAAAGAUUUAUGUUGGAAUUGGAGAUAACUCAGUAGAAAUAACUAAAAAACUGGAGAAUUCACGUGAUGAUUUUCAAAUCAUUCAGGAUUGCACCUGUAACUGAAGCUCUUAAAGAAGAAAGUGAUUCGUUGAAAUUGUUGAAAAACACAGGGUGAAACCUGAAUGAUGGACCCAGGCUGGACACGCUGCUGCUGGAGGGUCACUCAGACAUCAGCAAGCUGUUUGUGUUCAACCAUUAAACCAUGACUAAUUCACCCAAGUCAAAGUUAAAGGUCAAGAUUAAAAUGUUGGGGGGCGGUGCACAUGUAGCAAGGGUGAUGUAACUGCACUUCAAUGUGGUGGAAUGUAAUAUAGGAGUUAGUCCAGUUCUAGUCCUGUCGCCACUACAAAGAGAAAAAAAAAACUCUCGCCUUCGAUUGAUGAUUGUCCUCACAGUGCCUCUGUGAAUGUGUGUGUUAAGUGUUCAGUGCGCUGCGAUGGAUGUGGCACUCUAAACUAGCGCGGCAUGUGUGGUCUGUUCAUAGCAGCCUGUUUAUUUUGUUCAUGACUUAAGGGCCAAGCGGCAGCAUCUUCACCGUGCGGUGUGGCCCCCAGGGUCCAGCAUGAAUCCCACUGCAUGUGUCGUCCACGUAAGGAAUGCAAGCUACUGUCAGACUCUGCAAAAGCAUGCACUCAAACCUGCGUCACCUCUGAGAAUGAAACAUGGGGAGCGUUCACCGAGGUGCUGCACGUGCAUUUUACUUUAAGUCAUGAAUUGACGACAGCUGGACUGUAUUUGUGUGUGAAACUCUGCUCAUUAAAGUCUUUCCAUCUGUUUCCGUCGCUGUGUGUCCAUCAUUAAGGAGAAGCAGUUCGGAUUCUGAAGUGGGGAACGCAACGGUCAUGAAU